Entelurus aequoreus (snake pipefish) is the source of this 5089-nucleotide messenger RNA. It is a transcript of the gene cplane2, whose product is annotated as ciliogenesis and planar polarity effector 2. The transcript has 5 exons. Lineage: Eukaryota; Metazoa; Chordata; Actinopteri; Syngnathiformes; Syngnathidae. The coding region runs from base 230 to 973 and encodes 247 amino acids. Gene Ontology annotation, molecular function: GTP binding; GTPase activity. The record is from RefSeq and is a predicted model, not a curated record.
GAAGAAGAAGACCGGAAGUAUGUCGAAGAAGCGACUAGUUGUCAUGGGAUACCAAAGUUUAGCGGUUGUCUAGUGGCACGUAGAGGGCUGCUUGUAUGUCACCGUAUUGCCCGAGGGGAAUUUUUACUGCUUUAAAUGUAAUAUGGAUAGUUAACUCGGCGGUUUUAGAGGCAAACUUUCUUUUCUACGGAAACGUGAGCGAGCGUGUGAUGCUACUUUCAACUACACGAUGACAGAAGUCCGCCAAAGUGGAUGUCUUCUGGUCAGUGACUGGCAGCGACGCAAAGACAGCAAAGAAUAUUUCAGCACAAUAUUACAAAAGAAGAAACGAAAGAUUUUUGGUCUUCUGGAGUCUCCUCUGAUGCCUCCACAUGGGUUUGUGGACACGGUGCACUACAAGAUCUUCCUGUCGGGCAAGAGUGGUGUUGGUAAAAGUGCUCUUGCAGCCCGCCUAGCUGGUGUGAAAAUACCCAGCAUGCAUUACGAGACCACAGGUGUGGAAACGACGCAGGUUUAUUGGCCAGUGAAGCUGAGAGAAAGCAGCCGGGUUCUUUUCUUUCGCUUCCAGCUGUGGGACUGUGGAGAGAACGCCUUGCGCCGAUUCGAUCAUCUGCUCCCGUCCUGUAAGGAGCAGUUAGACGCAGUCCUCCUCCUGUUCUCCUUCACAGACAGGAUGUCCUUUGACCAGCUGGCCUCUCAAAUCCCCAAGUGGGCUCAAACACCUGAAGGCCGCGUGGUGACUUUGGUGGUUGGAACCAAGUUUGAUCUUUUUAUGCACUGCGACGUCACAGAGAAAGACGUGAGGGACUUUCAGGACACGUGGAAGUUACCGCUGCUACGUACAGGCGGUGAGGCCAAAGACGGGUUGGACGACGUAGCGCCCAUCUUGGACUGUCUGGCAGAGAAUUUGUGGCGUCAGGAUUGUGUCAUGCCUGCACCUGCUACAGCUGGGGGACUACUAAAUCCCACUUAAGAUGUGAAGACUUCAGUCCUGCAGCUCCUUUCAGUUUCACAAUUAUUGGACUUUUCCCACAAGAUGACAGGAUUAUGGAUAACAAACAUCACCGCCCACAACCACAAGGGGGCAUAUUUCUGAGUCACUAGGAAGUAUUAAUCCAGAUUUAAUCUGUCAUAUUUGUACACAAUGUGUACAAGUUUGUUGCCAUCUGAUGAUACAUCCCCAGGGUCAAAGGUUGUAUUUUAUUUUUUCCCCCAAAAUAGUGCCAACAAAGUUCAUAUAUAAAAAAAAAGGGAAUUUUUGUAUGUCAUACAUUCAUUUAAAUAUGACUACACAUCUGUUAGUUUUUCUUUACUUCCAGGUGUAAGGUAGAGAUUAUCUGAUGGAAAAUUAUCAGUAUAUAAAAAAUCAUGUUUAUUAUUUCAUGUAACCCCCGUCUUUAAAAAGUAGUUAUGCAACGGUUUCAAACUUUGAUCAAGGGUCCUAGAGCACACCACGGUUAUGUGCUAUGAGAAGCAAACGUGAACCUUAAAACUUUUUCCGAUGAUGCUACAAAUAUAUUUGUACCUUUUAUCACCUCAUCCUGGUUCCCAAAUGUUGGUGCUUGUGUUGAAUGCAUGAAAGUGAACUUUAACAGCUUUAUGAUGUCUGAUUAAUGCAUACAGUGCAUCCGGAAAGUAUUCUCAGCGCUUCACUUUUUCCACUUUGUUUUGUUAGCCUUAUUCUUAAAUGGAAUACAUUUAUGUCGUCAAAAUUCUACACACAUUACCCCAUGACAACAAUAUGAGAAGUUUUUAAAAACUUUUUUUUUUCAAAUUUACUAAAGCUAAAAAAACUGGAAAAAAAUAAAUCACAUGUACAUAUAUAUUUAGCCUUUCCUCAAUACUUUGUUGAUGCACCUUUGGCAGCAAUUACAACCUCAUUUCCUUUUGCAUACGAUGCCACAAGCUUAGCACACCUAUCUUUGGGCAGUUUUGCAGCUCCUCUCAAGCUCCCUCAGAUUGGAUAAGAAGUGUUGGUUUUCAUCCAGGAUGUCUCCGUACAUUGCUGCAUUUAUCUUAGUCUAGUCAGGGAGGUGACCAAUAACCUCAUGGUCAAUCUGCCAGCUACAGCAUUCUUCUGUGGAAAUAGAAGAACCUUCCAGAAGGACAACCAUCUCUGCAGGCCUGUAUGGUAGAGUGGCCAGAUGGAAGGCAGUUCUUAGUAAACGUUUGCCAACAUGCACCUGAAAGACUCUCAGAUCAUGAGAAACAACAUUCUCUGGUCUGAUGAGACAAAGAUUGAACUCUUUGGCGUUAAUGCCAGGCGUCAUGUUUGGAGGAAACCAGGCACCGCUCAUCACCAGGCCAAUACCAUUCAUACAGUGAAGCAUGGUGGUGGCAGCAUCAUGCUGUGGGGAUGUUUAUCAGUGGCAGGAACUGGGAGACUCGUCAGGAUGGAGGGAAAGAUGAAUCCAGAAAUGUAAGGAGACAUCCCUGAUGAAAACCAAUACCUCUAAUCCAACCUGAGGUGCUGCAAAGCGGAAUUGGCAAAACUGUAUAAAAGAUAGGUGUGCAAAUCUUGUAUAAUCGUAUUCAAAAAUACUUGAGACUGCAAGUGCCAAAAGGUGCAUCAACAAAGUAUUGUGCAAAGACUGAAUACUAGUGCAGGUUGUUUUUUGUUUUUUUUAAUUAUGGGAUAUUGUGUGUAGAAUUUUAGGGACACUAAUUUAUUCCAUUUUGGAUUAAGGUUGUAACAUAAAACGUGGGAAAAGUGAAACACUGAAUACUUUCCGGAUAAACUGAAAAAAGUGAGCUUUGAUGUCCUUAUGACAUCUGUGUUGAGUGAACAGUAAAGUGUUCAUGCUGGGUUUGCUGCUACUAGGUGGAAUUAUUUUGUAUCUUAGGUAUAUUUUACACAAUAAUAAUUUGAUUCAAACAAACCUUUUGAACCAUAACAAAUUGAUUUUCUUAACUUUUAGGACACCUUUUUUAUAACUGUACGACUUACAUGAAAUAAAUGUUAUCUUUAUGAAAUAUGUAAACAUUUAUAUCCCUACAAUAACCCUAUGUCACGAGGUGCUGUGGCGCAGAUGGUAAAGCAGCAAUGCCAGCAACUUGAAGGUUCAAAGUUCAAUUCCAGCUUCCACCAUCUUAGUCACAGCUGUUGGGUCCUUGGGCAAGACACUUCACUUUUGCUACUGAUGGGUUGUGGUUAGCGCCUUGCCUUCCAUGACAGCUUCUGCCAUCAGUGUGUGAAUGUAAUCUAUAAUGUAAAGCGCUUUGGUUAUCAUUGGCAUGGCCAGCAACUUGAGCAUUCCAGGUUCAAAUCCCACUUCUGCCAUCAAGACACUAUUUUUUUUUAAUUAUAUAGCGCUUCUGUAGUGACUCAAAGUGCUUUACAUAGUGAAACCCAAUAUCUAAGCUACAUUUAAACCAGUGUGGGUGACACUCGGAGCAAGUGGGUAAAGUGUCUUGCCCAAGGACAACGGCAGUGACUAGGAUGGUGGAAGCGGAAAUCAAAACUAGAACCCUCAAGUUGCUGGCACAGCCACUCUACCAACAAAGCUUUACCGCCCUACUACACCCACCUGCUUCCAGUGCCACCCACACUGGUUUAAAUGUUGCUUAAAAAAAGUGUAGAUAAUGGGUUUAAACUAUGUAAAGUCCUUUAUAAACAUAAUCCACAAUAGUAAAUAGGCAUUUUUAACCGUGCCUUGGGCCGAGGUGUAAAUUUUUAAUAGUUUGGAAACAAGAAAAAAAAAAAAAGCCAAACGUUAAAGUGCUUUAUUAAAAUGGUAAAAAGAUGUGAUAAGUGUCUUGAACAUGUGAGAAUCAGUGACAAGGUGUGCAGAGUGAAAGGGGAUAAUAUAAUCUACAAUAUUUUAAAUGUUCAUUGCAUCGAAUGCAGCAGCACCUUCAUCCACUGCUCCAUGUCUGACCUAUAACCCAAAGCAGACGCCGCUUGGACCACUAAUGGCAGUUAAUCAACCCCCCCAUUGUUAUCAUACCUGCUGUGGGCCACCAGUAUCAUGGCCGUCGGACGUCCACUUUGUCCCCGUGAAAGACGCAGCACGAAGGAGUUUGGUGGCAAACCCACAGCUUCUGUCUUCAGCAGCACCAUGUGCACGUGUGAGGGGAACUCUGCGUGAUCCUCCACCAGGAAGUGCUGCUCCCUGCCAAGAAAAAAAAUAUUUAAAAAUGUCCAUUAUUAUUCCUCAGAAUUAUCAUGUGGUACCUUUUGGAGGAGAUGAUCAAAAGAUCAUUGAAGAGAUGAAGGUGGAUGUUGGUGAGCGAUGUUCUCGUCUGGCAGCUGCUCUCCACGGUCAGCUGGUUCAGAGGACCCUCGUGCACUAAAAAACGGCCACUUACCACCAGAGGAACCGCCUGAAAGAAAGAAGCUGUUGAUGACAAACCAGCAAAAUAAGAAUAUUUAAAAGUCCACAAGAGCCACCUUCAGUUGGCCAAAAUCCAGCAGCAUCUCCAAGGCGAGCAGCUGCUCGAUGAACUUCAUUUUUUGGAUGCCCUCAUCACACUCUUUCACUAUCUGUCACAGCAAACCAUGAUGAUGCAACCUUGGUUUUAUUUGUAUUGAAUAUUCAAACAUUACCUCAUGUAUGGCCUCCUUUGCUUUCUCAAGAUAGAACAAACUCUCCGACUUUUCUUCCGUCAGUUUAAUAAUACUCUGAAGGGAAACAAUGUAAAGAUCAAAUAAAUAAAUUAAAAAACGUACAUGGUGUUCCCUCAAAAGCUGUUUACAUGUCGGAGCUCAUACUCCAACAGGCUCCUUCAGCUUCAUUCCCACAGUGUUCGAUUCAAGAACGCCUUCAUUCUGCACUCCAUCCAGCUGUAUGAUCACUCGCCAUACAGCAAUAGAUGAUAUCUGUCUAAUACCUGACACCUUCUAUGUUAGCUACCUCUCUUUGUUUAUAAUGUCUAUUUUUUGCUGGAUCUACUCUAUUUUAUGCUGCCCUUUUUUUGCUGCAGCUGUUACAUAUACUUUAAUAUUGUACUUGGUAAUUGUGAUUUGUUAUAUUAUAUUUGAAUGUAUAUCAGUAUAUAUAAUAUACUGUAUAUACAAUAUAUAAAUAUUACAUAUGUUAUAUUGCUACUACAGUACAUUUUUAGUCUACUUUAUACCUGCAUUACCCUU